UGGCAGUUUAUUGCCGCGUUCAAGACAACUAGGAACUCGUAAAUCUCCAACUUCAAUGUAUUCAAAACAUCUGGGAACUCGGAAAAAAUGUGCUCCGACUGGGAAAAAUCGAUUUGAAUGGUCGUCCAACUCGGGCAUUACCCCCCCAAGAACACAUUGAAGUCAGAUAUUCCUGAGUUCCCAGUAGUUUUGAACGCGGCAUAAGGUCACAGCUGCCAACGUUUCUUUUUUGGAGGUUUCGACCUAUCCCACAAUUCACAGCGGAACUGUAGUCUAUGGUGCCAACAGGACUAUAAAUUUGCAAGGAGCUUGCUUUCAGUCUUUUUGUCUGACAUGAGGAUGAAGGGCAGACGUGUUCAUUUGUCGUCUGGAAAUCCUGCUGAAUGAAUUCCAACUAUUGAAGGCGAGAAUAAGAAUAUUGUAAAUGGGUAAAAAAUUCAUCUCAAUUGAAGUCGCUUCAACUCUAUUCAAUGUGUUUCAAGGGAAACCUGACAAUGAAAUAUUACUUUACAACUCCAUUGAAGGUGAGGAUGGAUCAGAAUUAUAGCUAAAAGACAUGUACUGUGCAGUGAUGAUGACAUUUAUCACCUACUUAUUGUCUAGUGAAGAACCUUCGGAACCCUGAGCACAGUUCUUUCCUGAAUACCUCACGUCUACAUUCUGUGUACAUAUUGUUAAUAUUAUUUUCCUUCAUCUUCCAGACAAAGCAGUGAGUUGCUUGGACAGGAUUUGAUGGCUUGAUUUAAGGAUUGUUCCUGUCUGGACUUGAAUGGGGGUAUAUAGACUUAUGCAUCCUGCAGGUGACUCCCCCAAACUCCAGGCCAGACCAAGUGCAAGGACAACUUCCCAACUAAGGAAUGCUUCAACUAUUCAAGGAAUAAUGUAGGUGAGACAGGAGAUGCUUAGGCUGGAUUGAUGGCUCAAUUGGAGUUGCUGCAAGACAAAGCAGUGAGUUGCUUGGACAGGAUUUGAUGGCUUGAUUUAAGGAUUGGUCCUGUCUGGACUUGGAUGGGGUAUAGACUGCUGCAUCCUGCAGGUGAUUGACAAUGCCAGACCAAUUGGCUCAACCACCACUGGCAGGAUUCAGUGAUGUGUGGCUCAAUCUGCAAUCCCUGUGGCUACAUCUGUGGGGUUGCCGUGUUUAGGGUGAAAUACUGUUGGGCUGGGUUGAAUGAUUUAUAAUAAAAUCGAUGAAUAUAAUUCUUGAGCAAAUCAGACGGGCUGUGAAUUUGUCAUUUCUAACUUGCAUUUUGGUUGGGUGCAGUUGAAUAUAAAUAAUCUGUUUAAUAAUUGCUGGUGAACAAACAGCUGACCCGCACCACUAGUUCAUAUGACCCCAACUGUUUUAUCCUGUGGAGUCGAUCAUUGCAUAAUCCUGACAUGUCAGUGUUUCUGAACAAAUGUAGCACAAUUAAAUGAUUGUAUUACCUCAAUUGUGGGCCCAACUGCAUGAAAUUACUUUCAAUUGGUGUAAAAUAAAAUUGUCCUUAAUGAGUCAUGUCAUAAAUCAUAAUUGAUUCUAUAUAAUUUUGUGUAUCUAGACUAUUCAAAUUGGGGACCCCAAAUGAAUCCAUGUACCAUAAAUGCGUUGGGGUUGAUCUGCGGACCGGUGUAAGUGCUUAACGGUCAUAUAUUGGGGGGAGAAAAUGUUUGGCUGCCCGUGCUUUUAAAUGACUGCCAAUAUCUCGCUGGUUGUCUAACUGGACCGUUUAUUUGACAAUGGCAGGGAAUGUUUUGCAACUUAAUCUUUACGGUCUCGAGGGAAGAUAAUACCACAAAUUGUAAAAAGUUAUUGUAUGCGUGAGUGGUAUGAACCAACCCGAUGGGGGCGCCCGUGAGGAGCAGACCGAGCCGGUCCAGGAUUGGCCAAUGGUAUGCCACAGCUGUUCCUGGAAGAACUCCUAUGUUCCUCAUGGCGAAAGGGAUUCAGAAGGGCACACCAGGAAUGAAGAGAGCAGUGCGCCCCAAACGGAACUUUUGCUUUUUAUGUCAGGAGUGGCGUUUCUUACCUUUUUUUUUUUUUUUAAAUCAGAUACUACUUGGGCAGGUGGUCGUUGAUAUAUUUAAGGUAAUUUAAUAAUUUCAUAUGUGGAGGAUAACCAUACCGAUAUAAUUGCUUGUACAAUACAUUGGAUUAUUACGUCUGAUUUGACAGUGAACCAAUUGUUUACAUCAGUUCAGUGGAAAGCAUCUGGCUGGCGGAGGAGACCUAACAUAACCGAAUUAAACCGCAGUUGCUGAAAAUGUUCUCUAAGGAUGGAUGUCUGGCUGCGUGUACAGUGAUAUUUAUUCUGCUGUCAUCAAGUGAGGCUAAAGGUCCACCGUGGGUGAGUCGUCAGGUGGAGGAGCGUCAGACGGCCAGGCUGGGGCGGACGGUGCGGCUUGCGUGCCCCGUAGAGGGUGACCCUCCUCCCCUGGUGCUGUGGGUGAAGGAUGGGCGUAACGUCCACCCAGGCUGGAGCCGCUACCGGGUGCUAAAAAAGAGCCUGAAGAUCAAAGAGGUGGAGCUGGGGGACGCGGGGGUGUACAUGUGCCGCGUCACCAACGGCUUCGGAAGUAUCACUCUCAACUACACCCUCAUCGUCAUGGAUGACACAGCAGCGAGCCAGACAGACGCUCUACCUGCCGUAGUGGAACCCAAUGCUGAGCUCACCCAGCUUGACCCUACAGGAAAGCCCUGGGUGAAGCCUCGAUUUAGUCAGCCCACUAAGAUGCGCAGGCGGGUGCUGUACAAGCCGGUGGGCAGCUCAGUGAGGUUCAAGUGCCAGGCCAGCGGCACCCCUCCCCCUGUCAUUACCUGGUGGAAGGACCAGACCCCGCUGCCACCCCCGCGCCAGGGCAAGCGCCCCCAGUGGACCCUCACCCUAAAGAACCUGCAGCCCCAGGACAGUGCCAAGUACACCUGCCAUGUCUCCAACCCAGCCGGGCACAUCAACGCCACCUACAAGCUGGAUGUCAUCGAGCGCUCUCACUGCAAGCCUGUUCUGACCGGCACCCACCCGGUCAACACCACUGUGGAGUAUGGUGGCACCGCCUCCUUCCAGUGUAAGGUCCACAGUGACGUGAAGCCUGUGGUCCAGUGGCUGAAGAGGGUGGACCCAGGCACAGAGGGCCGCUAUAACUCCACCCUGGAGGUCGGAGGGCAGCAUUUUGUGGUUCUACCCACGGGGGACGUGUGGUCCCGGCCUGACGGCUCCUACCUCAACAAGCUGGCUAUCAUCAAGGCCCGUGAUGAGGAUGCUGGGAUGUACAUUUGCCUGGGAGCUAACACAAUGGGUUACAGCUUCCGCAGUGCUUACCUCACCGUGCUGCCAGACCCUCAGGUGGAGAACACAUUGACUCCUCCACACCUGAGCUCCGGCCUGCCCUGGCCUCUGAUUAUCGGCAUCCCUGCAGCAGCCCUCCUCAUCGUAGGCACCAUUGUACUCUGGCUGUGCCACAGCCGCCGACGCCACAACACCUUGCCCCCCCACCCCAUGACCAUGGCCCACCGAGACCAACACAUCUCAGACAAAGAGCCCAGCACCAACACCCCCUGUAAUGCCCUGAAUAGCCCUGACUACCCCAGCCAUAGACUGGUGGGCCUGGGAGCCCCUGUCCUUAGUGGGCCCCCUAAGAUUUACUCUAACGUUUACACAGACAUGCACACACACUCCCACGCCCAUAUGGAUGGUAAGGUCCAUCAACACCAGCAUUUCCACUACCAGUGCUAACCAGCCCCCUCUCAUCCCACCCCACAUCUACAGCCUUGUCUCCUAGCCACUGCUGCUAUUCUCACCCAACAAUGGACUAUGAGCAAGGUAGAUGGAAACAAGGAAAGGCUUGUAGUUCAUAUGAACUUCACCUCCCAUGAUAAGCAGUGCUAAAACACCAUACAGUGGCAAAACCCUUACCUGGGAUACGCAUAUUACUAAGCUGCCUGCUUUGGAGGAAUACCGCUUCAUUGAGAAGUCUCAGGGCGAGAAAUACCCUCUCACAUGUGUGCUAGAGUCAUUUCUUUAUUAUGUGUUUUUUUAUACUAGUCAACCAAACUCUAAUUGUAUUUUAAAGGAUGAAAACUACUUACAAAAAAUAUUUAGAUGUCUUUGGAUGCAUGUAGCCCUGGAUAAAUCAUUAAUUAGUUAAUAGGAGAAAUGACCAGGUUUAGGUUCAAUUUAGGUCAACUGAAAUUUGAUUUAAGGUAUUCCAAUUUACACAAAUGAACAUUUGUCAUAGAAUUAACCCAAACUCUGGAAUGUACAAUUGUAUUCCUUUUUUUUUUUUUUUACUCAUCUAAACAUGUCCCGGUAUCCAAACUCCCAAAGUAUUAAGUAAUAUAAGGAACUUUUAAGUUUGUGUAAAUUGGAAAAUGCAGGAUCUAUAUAUUUUAUAAAUUGGAAAAUGUAACUGUGACAAAUUAAAAUCUAGACAAAAUGUUUACAAAUGUGAAAGCUUUUCUAUUCUCAUUAUAGCAACACAAACUGUGCUGUUCUCGGUUCUGUUUAGGUGGUAUUAUUUUUGUUUCAUGUAGGGAAGUACAAUUCAUCAGGGAAAUUAGAUAGAUGGAUUUGGUGAUGAGGGCUUUUUUAUUUUUGUAUUCAGAUAUUGUAUAAUAUGCAUCCAACUAAAAAAAGCAGUAUUAUUAUUAGUAGUAUUAUUCACCCUGUAUGUGUAAGAUGCCAAAUUAUUUUACAGCGCUAUAGAUGUGUAUUUUACUUACAUUUCUUGUGAGGUAUAUUUUUGUAUAAGGUACAUGAGGAUGAGUAUUGUACCUCUGUCUAUUGGUUUUUAAAACUCACCAAAAAGCUAUUUAGUUGUUUUUACUUUAUUCUUCUAUUUUUCUUUCGGUAACAACCAUUAUUCCAGAUUGGUUUGACCUAUCGGUCAUUUAGUGAAAAAUGACAAGUGUUGAUUGUAUUGUUAAAUUGAAUUACAACUUUAUGCUGGCCUAGUUGUCUCAUAUUUGAUUAAGAAUCUGACCAUAUGAUGUAUACUGUAUAUAAGAUAAUGAUUACAAAGAAAAUGUAGUCAUUCACCCUCUGAUGUCAUAGGUCUAGUCUCCAAGUGGUUUAGAAUUGCCAUGUUAAUCUUAUGCAAUUCCUCUGUGAAACAUUGCAUGCUGCAAACUCACCUCCGGUGCUCAUUAGUACUGUACAAUAAUAUUUUUGUAAUAAAAUGUUGUUUUUUUUAA
Salmo salar (Atlantic salmon) is the source of this 5170-nucleotide messenger RNA. The record is from RefSeq and is a predicted model, not a curated record. Lineage: Eukaryota; Metazoa; Chordata; Actinopteri; Salmoniformes; Salmonidae.